AUACACUGCAGAUGAAAGCUUUUUACGUUAGAUUUACGUGUUACCAUGGUUCAUCUACAAAAGUGGUAAACACUUUGGAUAGUCUGGACAGUGUGGGAUUGCUGAGGGUGUAUCAGAAAUGGAGUACACUGAUAAGGAGGAACAUCAUGAAGAAACAGAUCCCUCUCCUGACCCGUGCUGUGAGGAAGGAAAGAACACUCCAGCAGCACCACAGUCCGACCUGAGACGCUGUUUGAAGAAUCUUGUGGGAUGGUUGAGAGUGUUUCUGCAAUGGAUAACCCUGAUGUGGAGGAACAUUAUGGAGUAUCAGAUUCCUUCCCUGACCCGUGCUGUGAGGAAGGAAAGAACACUCCAGCACGAACAUCAUGAAGAAACAGAUCCCUCUCCUGACCCGUGCUGUGAGGAAGGAAAGAACACUCCAGCAGCACCACAGUCCGACCAUGUUCCUCCACCAGGGAAAGUAGCUGGGUGUAGACUACAGUUAGAUUACUCAGGCUGUGAAACAAACAGCGGCAGUUUGACUGUUGAUAACGCUGAAACUGUCACGGUUAAGGCACUGAUUCAUGGGACUGAGUGUACCAUCAGUUUCACAAAGAUUGCAGACAAUGGAAAUCAAAUCAAAGCAACCUCGCUAUCUGUCUCUACAGAGCACAGCACUCCUGUGCAGAAUAAAGUCGAUCAGCUCAGCAGGGAGUCAGAGUCCCUGCCACCUGCUGGUGAACUUGCUGAAGUGGAGAGUAACAAUGUAACAUGGUGCAGUGAGGUUGGAACUCUGCAAGAGAAAGCUGAUGGAACAUUAAGAAAGCCAACUGCACCAUCUGCCCCCAAAG
Messenger RNA from Notothenia coriiceps (black rockcod), 830 nucleotides. RefSeq lists its product as uncharacterized. Lineage: Eukaryota; Metazoa; Chordata; Actinopteri; Perciformes; Nototheniidae. The record is from RefSeq and is a predicted model, not a curated record. The annotation marks the transcript as partial. The transcript is spliced from 8 exons.